Molecule: messenger RNA, 1169 nt
Organism: Galdieria sulphuraria
Lineage: Eukaryota; Rhodophyta; Bangiophyceae; Galdieriales; Galdieriaceae
Product: protochlorophyllide reductase
Exons: 3
Coding region: 39-1091 (350 amino acids)
Source: RefSeq, a predicted model, not a curated record
CAACUCCUUUUUCCAUUACAUAUACGAAGUGGUGAAAGAUGCUAUGGGAUUCUUAUGGUUGGUAUUCUUUAAGGGCUUGGCUGUGGUUGUUGUUUGACGUUAUAACUUCACGUCUCAUUCAAUUGAAACCAGUAGAACAAAGAAUAUUGAAUGAUGCUGUAGUGGUAAUUACUGGAGCCAAUUCCGGAAUAGGCAAGGAGACUGCAAGACUCUUUGUGAAAAGUGGCGCCAAAGUCAUCUUAGCAUGUAGGAACAGUACGCUAGGAUAUCAAGUGAAAGAAGAAUUUUGUGCCAAAAAUAAGGCAUUGGAAGCCAAAAUAUGGGUCUUGCCUUUGGACCUGCAAAGUACUGCCUCCAUUCGAGCGUUUGUCGAACAAUGGAAAAGUUUACAACUACCACUGGACUAUCUAAUACUGAACGCUGGAGUAUUGGGUGUUCCUUUGAGUUAUACAGAGGAUCAUGUGGAGAUGCACUUUGGGGUGAACCACCUGGGACACUUCAUGCUGACCUUGUUGUUGAUGGAAAACUUGAUACAAACAAAGCACUCCAGAGUGGUCAUUGUUAGUUCACUAACUUAUUUAUUGGGUUCCUUGCGUUUGGAUGACAUCAACUACAAGAACCGUCGUUAUAGAAGUUUUGAAGCUUAUGCAUCCAGCAAAUUGUGCAAUUUAUUGUUCAUGCGCGAGUUGUGCAAAAGAUAUAAAAGUGACCAUCUAAGUAUUGUCGCUGUUCAUCCUGGUGAUGUUCAUACCCAAGUAGCUCGGCACUUUGGAAAAUGGAUUUAUUAUCUUUAUGAUAAAGUGGCAAGUGUAUUUCUAAGAAGUCCAGAACAGGGUGCAUUAUCUGUAUAUGCUGCUGCAGUUGAUCCUUAUUUGAGUUCUUUUUCAGGAAUAUUUACGAUGAAUGUGGAUCAGUUAGUUCCUUUGGCUGCGAAUGCUACUCAUGACGCAUCAAGUAAAUACUUGUGGAAAAAGAGUCUUUCUCUUAUAUCUUUUCAUCCCAACGAAGUAGAAAUGUUGCGGAGUCUACGUAUUCUUGAUGAAGAUGAAUAUUUGCAAUGUUUAGCAAAUUGCAGUAGAGAAGAAUCAUAAAAGUCUUUAGAGAUGAUGCCAAUCUAUUUUUUCGCGUUGUAUUUUCUUUCCUUGAAGCCCAUUGUAGAAUUCUCUAGC